AUGGUGGAUCGGCACAAUAACAAGUACGAAUGCCUCUAUACGAACAACGAUUUCGAAGGUGCUAAUAGUACGAUUUGUGAUGUUAUAGUGGGCAUCGGUGAGGUUGCCAAUUUUGCAGCAUAUGCGUUUGCACCAGCUAUCUUGGUAACACCGCUGGGUGCUCUGAGUGUACUAAUAGGGGCGGUGCUGAGCUCUUAUUUCUUGCACGAGGAUCUUGGGCUACUCGGAAAGCUUGGUUGUGCAAUUUGUUUGAUUGGUUCGGUCAUCAUUGUUCUACAUGCUCCAGCAGAUGAAGAAGUGGAUGAGAUUGAGCUACUGCUUCACUAUGCUAUUCAACCUGGAUUUCUCUUUUACUGUUUCUUCGUCUCCAUAUUCGCUUUCGUGAUGAUAUACAAGAUAUCGCCGAAGUAUGGUAAAAAGAACCCACUGAUCUAUCUCUCGGUUUGCUCCACUGUUGGUUCGGUAUCCGUCAUGUCGGUAAAAGCCUUCGGCAUUGCGCUGAAGCUUACACUCGGUGGAAAUAACCAAUUCUCACAUCCUUCGACCUACGUAUUCAUCAUUGUCACUGCCGUGUGCAUUCUCACGCAGAUGAACUACUUUAACAAAGCUUUGAGCCAGUUUUCCAGCUCAAUAGUAAACCCACUGUACUACGUAACCUUUACAACCGCGACUCUCACAGCCUCCUUCAUCCUGUUCAAAGGCUUCAAUACAUCCAGCGCCGUCAACGUAAUCUCCCUUCUCUGCGGCUUUUUAAUAAUAUUCGCCGGUGUCUAUCUCCUCAACCUCGCUAGAAUCAACUCAAAGGGUCUGAUGAAUGGUCAUGCGGAUGUGGACAGCAUCCCCACCGACCCUAUUUCCGGAUUCCAAACGAGAAGAAGCAUGCAGGCGAGGAGAAGUUUGGACCCAAACCGUCUAAGCGGCAGCAGCUUUAGACGAACUAGUCGAGACGAGAUGAUGUAUGAGGAGACAAUGGUCGGAUUGACGGAUCUAGCAGAAGACAGCGACGAUGGCGAUGAAGAGAGAGGAAUGAUUUCGCCGAGAAAGAGUAGUGGGAUGCCCAGAAGCCCCGGGUUGAGACGGUAG
Molecule: messenger RNA, 1083 nt
Organism: Orbilia oligospora ATCC 24927
Lineage: Eukaryota; Fungi; Ascomycota; Orbiliomycetes; Orbiliales; Orbiliaceae
Exons: 4
Coding region: 1-1083 (360 amino acids)
Biological process (GO): magnesium ion transport
Cellular component (GO): membrane
Molecular function (GO): magnesium ion transmembrane transporter activity
Source: RefSeq, a predicted model, not a curated record